Molecule: messenger RNA, 201 nt
Organism: Phanerochaete carnosa HHB-10118-sp
Lineage: Eukaryota; Fungi; Basidiomycota; Agaricomycetes; Polyporales; Phanerochaetaceae
Exons: 2
Coding region: 1-201 (66 amino acids)
Source: RefSeq, a predicted model, not a curated record
AUGACAGACACAAAUACUCUCAUGCGAGAAAUGAUUGAGGCAUUUCAAAAAGACUUCCUGAAAGACUGUGACAUUUACUUUAAAGGCAAAAACAUGACCAAGAAUGCAAAGAAAAUUCUCUUUGUACUCAACAACAUCAAGAAGAAACUGCACAACUGGUGCCGCACCAAGUUUGACAAAUAUGAAACCAACUUGUCAUAG